GCCCCGCGCUCCCGGCACGCGGCGUCUCGGCCGCCUGAGGCGGGCGUGCUCCGGCGCGUUUGUGGUGUCUGCCGCGUGUGUCCGGCGCGCUCUGUGGGCGCUGAGCCGCCGAGCCCUCUGCUCCGGAAGGAUUUUUUACCUUGGAUCUGAAGAUAGUUUCUUGAGCAAGCAAGCUGUUAAGCUGGACUUCGGAUCAUAAGUGAGAAGAGCAGCAGCUCAGCUGCUGUGUUUUAAUACACACAGGCUAAAGGCUGUGGAGCAUUCGUGGCAGCAGACCCUGGAGCUGAGGGACAGAGUGCUAAUCACAUUUUCAGAGGCGACCAUCAACAUGCCAAGCCAGUGAGACUGAAAGCUGGUAGCUUUUAAGGUCUACGGGAGGAUUUCUGACGUAUACUUGGUCUUGAGCUCUCAAGAGCCAGGUCUCACUAAAAAAAGUGUUACCUUACCUACCACCUUUGCUUAAAACUCCAUGGAGUUUUUGACAGUCUUGUCAGACCUCCAAGCAGAGGCUAAAUGUCUCAUCUGUCUGGAAUACUUGAAAGACCCAGUGACCAUCCACUGUGGGCAUAACUUCUGUUUCUCCUGCAUCAGUAUGUCCUGGAAGGAUCUAAAUGAUAGUUUCCCCUGUCCUUUUUGCCAUUUACGCUGUCCAGAAAGGAAAUUCAUGAGCAAUAACCAGCUGAGUAAUUUGACUGAAAUUGCCAAGCUACUCCAAAUAAGAAGAAGUAAAAGGAAAAGGCAGGAAGAGAAGCUUAUAUGUGAGAAACACCAUCAGAUUAUGACUUUAUUCUGUCAGAAAGACCUAGAGGUUUUAUGUCCACAGUGCAGUUUCUCUGCUGAUCACCUCCAUCACUAUAUUUGGCCCAUAGAGGAGGCUGCCCCCUAUCAUAGGAAAAACUUGGAGUGUUACAUUAUGGCAUGGAAAGAGAAAAUAGAGCACAGUUUAAGAGUGAUCACUAUGCAUACCACAAAAUCACUGGAACUGAAGAUAAAGGCAGAACAUAGAAGAGAAGAAAUCAAGUCUGAAUUUGAGCAAUUUAUGUUGUUUCUCCAAAAUGAGCGAGAGAAUGUACUUAGACAAUUACAAGAUGAUGAGAUGGGUAUUUUGGUAAAACUAAGCGAAAACCUAACAAAGUUUUCAGAUCAUGCUACCUCAUUAAAGCACCUCAUAAAAGAGAUAAAGAGAAAACACGUGGAGUCAGAUCUGGAGUUGCUGGCAGAUAUUAAGAGUGUCUACCUCAGAUAUAAAAACUUAAAAUGCCCUGAACUGUUUUCAUUUCAAUUAAAAGACUAUGGUUACCGUCUUCCACCACAAUAUUCUGGCCUGAAUAAAAUUAUCCAGCGAUUUCAAGUUGAUGUAAUUCUAGAUCCUGACACAGCACAUCGUAAACUUGUUGUCUCAGGAGAUAGGAAAUCUGUGAAAUAUGGAAAUAUAACGCAAAAGUUACCACCUAACCCAAAAAGAUUUUAUCUCUGCCCAGCUGUUCUAGGUUCUAAGGAAUAUAAUUCUGGCAGGCAGUACUGGGAGGUAGAAGUCAAAGAUAAGUAUGAAUGGAUUAUAGGUGUCUGUACAGAAUCUCUUCCCAGAAAAAGAAAGAGUCACAAUCAGCCAAUUUUAGUACAGGAUGGGUUAUGGGGAAUUGGGCUGUGGGGUCACGGUAAUUAUGUUGCGGUAGGUCCUAGGAAAAUUCAGCUUCUGCCACAUGUAACACCAAAUAAGAUUGGCAUUUUUUUAGACUUUGAAAUGGGUGAGGUUUCCUUUUAUAAUCUUAACGAUAGAUCUGUUCUGUACACUUUUAGUGAUUAUUUUACAGGAGUGCUUUGGCCCUAUUUCUACACUGGAACUGACUCAAAACCUCUUCAGAUCUGUACAGUUACAGAUUUUGAAUGAUGAACUAUUGGAUCAUUUCUUUUUCUCUUAAUGGACAUGACCAAAAUGGUGAAUCUAUAGUGUUGACUAUUUUUUUUUUUCAAUUUUUCCUGCAAACCAAAAUAGUUUAUAUCUUAGUUUCAGCAGCUUAUAAAAAGUGUGGUUAUAUAGCCUAUUUUAUGGGGUAGAUUAUGAGGCUCAUUUGGAAAAUGCUUUAGAAAUUCUUAGAUACAAUACUUGAAAAGUACAGUGAUGAGUGAGUAACACAUUUUCUUAAGUUAUAAAUUUUUUCAGUAAUCUCAGUAAAAGCCUGUUUUUUCUGUAUUAAUUGCCUACAUACUUUCACUUUAAGAACUGUUAAGCCUUUAUUCAUAAAAUAUGCAUGAAUACUCUGGGGCCACCUGCUCUGUCUAGGUAGGAAGUUUCCACUUCUGCUGGCCGUAGUCUUUCUCAGUUACAAUGUAUUGUAUAUGUAUGCAUGUAUGUCAGUAUUGACUUAGUUUUGUGGAAAAUGAGUUAAUGCUCUUACAGUUUUUCCUUGGUUCCCAUUUGGAGAAAGUGCCCUUGAGCUGCGUUCACCUGUUGUCUUUUAUGUCAUGUGGGGAUCUGACCUCUCAUCACAAUCCCCUGUUAACUUGGUUUCAUGGUUUUCUUCUAAAGUUAAUUUAUAUUAAUUCAGGGAUUUAUAUCUUUUAGCAGAUACACAGAUAUUUAAGAUUUCAAAAAACAUGUCAAGAAAAAAGACUGCUGAGUUUUUGAAUUGGAUUGUGUUGUGUAUUUUUGGUUAAUUUGGGGAUGAUUGACAAUAUUGAGUCUUAAAAUCCAUAAAUCAUUUAUUUUCAUCUUUAGUAUCUCUGAAAUGUUCCAUAAUUUUCCAUCAUGUCUUUACCUCUUGUCAGGCUUAUCCCUAAGUAUUUGAAUCUUUUAAUGCUUAUUCAUGAUAUUUUACUUCAAUUUUCUGACUGUUCAUUGCUAGUAAAUAGAAAUUUGAUUUUUGUACAUUAAUAUUGUAUCCAAGUCCUGCUAAUUUUACUUCUAAUAGCUUCUUUUAGAUUCAUUUGCAUUUUCUGAUAAUAUGACACCUCCAGCUAAAUACAUCUGUACUUCUUUCUCAUAAUCUAGAGCCUUUUUCUUUUUUAAUUAUUUUCAUGUUUAAUAUUGACAGUUCCAUAUUUAACCAUUUCCCCACUGAUGCAUGUUUAUUUUGGACAUUCUGAUUUUUGUAAAUAAUGCAAAAUGAAUAUUUUUCAUAUGUACAUAAUCUCAACAAGGUGUUUUAUAAAAGUGUGUAGAACAUAAUAAAAAGAAACCAACCAUGUGCUAAUGAUGUACUUUUUAAGUUUCAUUUGUAUCCCUUAUAAAACCCAACUUCUUUACUCCCUGGUCCUAGCUGAUUUCUCCAUUAUUUUUGGUUUGAUAGUCUUUUUUUUUCCCCCUUAAACUUCUGCCAUUGUAUCUUUCUAUCCCUAAACAGUAUGUUGUUUACUUCCAAAUGUUUUAGUCCUUUUUAUAAUGUUAAUGAUACUGAAUUGUUAAUGUGUCUUAUAUUUUUCUCUAUUCAACUUCAUGUUUAUGUGGUUCACCCAUUCUUUUCCCUAAGAUUGUACUCCAUUUCUCUUCCAUGUCUGAUGGAUACUCAGUUGAGAACUUUCACAAGGGUGGCUCCUGCUUUCUUUAGAAUGUGAAUUGUUGGGUCUUCAUCUUUAUUGGAUAAUGUCAGGGUAUUUUCCAGUGUGAUAUGUCUGUUCACAAUCCUAUCUGUAGGGUAUAAACAUUCAGUGCUAUUAGUCCUCAAUAAUAUUUGUUUGUUCAUGACAAUAGGUCUGCUCUGAUUUCAUCAUCAUUUAAAAAAAUCAUCUAUUAUUUUUCACUUUAUGUUUCUGUGUGGGAGCAAACUGUUGAAAUCCAUACUUAAUGUAUACUAAGCUGAUCUUCUGUAUAUUAAGAUAAUCGAAAAUGAAUCAUGAUGUGAAUGGAAGGGGAGAGGGAGUGGGAAAGG
Messenger RNA from Oryctolagus cuniculus (rabbit), 3869 nucleotides. RefSeq names its product tripartite motif-containing protein 60. The record is from RefSeq and is a predicted model, not a curated record. Lineage: Eukaryota; Metazoa; Chordata; Mammalia; Lagomorpha; Leporidae. Gene Ontology annotation, molecular function: protein binding; zinc ion binding.